Talaromyces stipitatus ATCC 10500 is the source of this 824-nucleotide messenger RNA. RefSeq lists its product as uncharacterized. The transcript is spliced from 3 exons. The record is from RefSeq and is a predicted model, not a curated record. Lineage: Eukaryota; Fungi; Ascomycota; Eurotiomycetes; Eurotiales; Trichocomaceae. Bases 309 to 626 code for a protein of 105 amino acids.
UCGGCGAAAUCUAUCUUGAACCAGAUCGUCAAUAAUUGCAACAUACUCCCCUUGCAGCUCUUAUAAAGAAGUCCGAAUGCGGAUAAGUCAAGUCACGUGUAGACCACGAAGCAUUUCUUGGCGAUGAAGGAAGGCGACGUCAUUUCUAGAUCUUGAAACAUCGAAACUUGGACUUCGGAAAUCUUUUCGAUCGAAUUGUCCAAAGACCAGAGGCCAUCACAAAGCCUUUGAUGUUGGAUGGAAUAGAUUAUCUACAUCGCGGCGCCCCUACCUGCAAAAGUGCAUGAACAAACAACAGAAGGGCAGACAUGUCAACAGAGAAGUACGAAAUCAGUACUCGCGCCGAAUGCGAAAAACUAGUGAAAGAUUGGGGCUUUUCUCAUGUCUUUACCUGGACAGACUCAAGCAACGCUCAUUAUCCACCCCAUUCUCACAAUGGGAUGACUACCCACUUGAUCAGACGAGGUAGUCUCACCAUCACUUACCCAGAGGACAAUGUCAAGCUCCACAAUGGUGAGAUUAAAAAGGAGACGUUUGGCGUUGGGGAUAGAAUCGAUGUGCCGGCGGGAAAGCUCCAUGAGGUUUGGAUUGGGCCGGAGGGUUGUGAGUAUGUCAUUGGAGAGUAGGAUUAGUAGUGAAACAGAAGUACAAUGAUAACCUGGAGUGUUUAUAUGGUUCAAUGUGUCUUGAAUCAGUACAGUUGUCGCUGCAUACGAAGCAAUUGCCCUUCGAUCAUUCCUGAUGUCGGUUGAAUGCGGUACGCAAAGGCCCCUUCAGGAAUUCCCGAAUCAAUUGGCGCCGGUUCCAUUGGUUUGUGUGGUGUU